Molecule: messenger RNA, 1857 nt
Organism: Funneliformis caledonium
Lineage: Eukaryota; Fungi; Glomeromycota; Glomeromycetes; Glomerales; Glomeraceae
Source: the annotation of a GenBank genome assembly
AUGGUUCCGAGUGAAAUUAAUGAAUCAAUUUUUACUCAUAUUGAAAUGACUUUUUCAAAAACAACGUUUGAAUUUAGACGUGAUGGUUUAGAGAAAGCUCUAACAAAAGUACUUUCAGAAAAGGAAAUGAUUCAUAUUAAUGAACUUUUAAAUCGAAUAUUUUUUGAACUAUUACAUUCUGAUUUAUCAGAUGUUAUUUAUCCUACUUUGCCAAAUUUAAAUGAAUUUCAAAAUGGAAUUAUUGCUCAAAAUGGUCCGAUAUUACUUGAAAUUGUUGAAUGUAUAGAGGUUGGAAUACCUACUUAUAAAUUAUUACAAAUUCUGAAUGAAUUUGAAUCAACUCAAGCAAAUAUUACAGAAGAGAAUAAUAGAGAAUCAGAAAAACAGUUAGAAUUUCCGAGAAAAAUGUUAUAUUUACUUUUGUCUGAUGGACAACAGAAAAUUAAAGGAAUGGAAUAUAAACGAAUACCUGAGCUUAGUCUAAACACACCCAUUGGUAAAAAGGUUUUAAUAAAUAAUGCGAAAUAUGCAGAGAAUGUGUUAUUUCUUACGCCCGAAAAUACAUUCAUUUGUGACGGAUUUGAAUGGACAUCUCGUAGACUCGGAGAUUUAAAACUAACUUUCAUGGAAAUAUUAGGAAUGACAAUAGACGAGAGCAUAGAAGAUGAAUCACAAAUCUCAUUUAAUACUUUGCAUCCGUGUGAUAAUCCAGCUUUUCUAUCUGGUGUUACGGGUGGCAGAUUGGCUAGAGUUGUAUUUGAAGAUGUCCCAAAUAUGCCAGAUCUUACAAAAUUGAAAAGAUUUUUGCUUAAAGCUGAAACAUCAAAUCAACAUCCGAGAAUAGUACCUUUAUAUAAUAAAAACUCAUGUCCCGAGCCGAUAUUCAGGAAUUCAACUCGACCUAAUAUUAUAACGAGAGUCCCAUAUCAGGAACCGAUAUUUAACAAUCUAAUACAAUGUAAUUCUUCUGCUAGAACAUCAUUUAAUCCUGAACCACAAUUUGAUAAUUCAGCACGAUCUAAUUCAUUAUCGAGAACUUUAAUUCCGCGAUCUAAUUUAGAUGAAAAAACACCAUUUAUUAAACCAACUUUUAUUGCUUCAUCAAAACGUUCUAAUUCAGAAGAGGAUAGAUCGUCUUACUACAAUACAUCCCGUUCUCAUUUAUCAAUAUCUUCGAAUGAACCAGACUUUAAUGCAUCACCAAUUCGAUCUAAUUCUGGAUUGAAAGAAACCGAACAGAAAGUUUCCUCCUCAAUGCUAUCUAAUUGUGGUAUAGAUCCGUUUUCCGUACAAGAUGACCUCUCUUAUAUGUUAAUUGAAGAAAAAUUUAUUCCAGUUGACAUACGCACAAAUAAUGAUAAUGACAAGAAGCAGAAUCAAGAUUUCUUUGACGAUUUUCGUAAUGAUGACAAUAUGGUUCUUAUAGAUUCCGAUGACUGUGAUUUACCACCGGCUGAUGUUUUAUGUCACAAUAAAAAGGACGUUAUGGUUAUUAUCGAAGAAGCAAACGAUCCUAAUCAUAUUUCUAAAGAAACUAAGAAUAAAUUAUUGUCGCUUUUUGAAAAUCUUGAAGACGAAUAUAAAGCGAUGUCUUCAGAAUCAGAUAUUCAACUGCCUUCAGAACAUAGUUUGAGUAUCAGUAAAGAUUUCUCGGCAGAACAUAAUUCAACAGACAAUAAUAAGAAGCGCUCUUGGCUAUACGAGGAAAUCGACUGCGAUAGCGAUACGAGUCUAGAAAUUCCACCUUUAAAGAAGGUUCAUACAGACGAUCAUGAAAAGAAAUUAGAUGGUGGAAGCUUAACUAAUCCUAUCCAUUUGGAUUAUGAUGAUAACGAUUAUGAAAUGGAUUUAGGUUGA